AUGAUGUCAACCCCAUACGAGGCCCGCAAUGUUGGCGACGGCAAGUCGAAGAAGCAGAGCAUGGCCGAGCUCAAGCUGAGGCGGUUGACGGAGCUGAACACGAGGCUGAAGGAGGAUCUCAACCGCUCCCGGAUACCUGUGUCGGAGGCCGCGCAGGACUUGAUCAACUUCACGGACAAGGAGCCCAAGGAUUUCAUGGUACCGUCGAGAUGGGGAACGGUCGACAAGCGUGAUGACCCGUAUGCGCCACAACAAUCGAACGGCUGCUGCAUCGUUAUGUAG
This is a messenger RNA of Lasiodiplodia theobromae, 282 nucleotides long. RefSeq names its product G-protein complex gamma subunit. The record is from RefSeq and is a predicted model, not a curated record. Gene Ontology annotation, cellular component: heterotrimeric G-protein complex. Lineage: Eukaryota; Fungi; Ascomycota; Dothideomycetes; Botryosphaeriales; Botryosphaeriaceae. Gene Ontology annotation, biological process: G protein-coupled receptor signaling pathway. The coding region runs from base 1 to 282 and encodes 93 amino acids. Gene Ontology annotation, molecular function: G-protein beta-subunit binding. The transcript has 3 exons.